This is a messenger RNA of Lutra lutra (Eurasian river otter), 1847 nucleotides long. It is a transcript of the gene RNF167, whose product is annotated as ring finger protein 167. Gene Ontology annotation, biological process: ubiquitin-dependent protein catabolic process; protein ubiquitination; positive regulation of DNA-templated transcription. Lineage: Eukaryota; Metazoa; Chordata; Mammalia; Carnivora; Mustelidae. The record is from RefSeq and is a predicted model, not a curated record. Bases 682 to 1629 code for a protein of 315 amino acids. Gene Ontology annotation, cellular component: cytoplasm; nucleoplasm. The transcript has 10 exons. Gene Ontology annotation, molecular function: ubiquitin protein ligase activity; zinc ion binding.
GGUCAGGAGAUCUCGCGAGACAGAAUGAGCUAGGGAAGCCGGCGGGAGCGGGGCUCUCUCGCGAUAGGAGCAGCAGGCGUUCCCCGGCGGGAGGGACAGCGUGGGGAGGACUCUCGCGAGACCCGAGGUACCGCAGCCGCGGCGGCGGCCGGAGAGGGCGAAAGGACCGGAAGUCCUUCCUCUCGAGCGCCCAGGGCUGGAGGCCGCUGGACUCCUUCCCGGAAGCCCUUCCCCGGCCGCGAGGACGCCGGCGCACCUGCCCGGAAGUCCCGCCUCCGGAGCGCCCCCGCCCCGCCCGAAGUUUUCCUGUCACCUGUGCCUGCCGCCGUCCCCGUUCCCGGUCUUGUCCCUGUACCCGCGAGCGGCGCAUUGAGUGCCUCCCGCCCCGCCGCGCUGACCGGGCUGGGCACCGCACGCCCGCACUCGGGGCCCUUCCCCCGCGCCCCCAUGUAGCUGGGAAGCGGGGCCUGGGGGUGGUCGGACCCCCGGGAUCCUGAGGGAGGGGUGGAGGGCGCAGAGCCCCGCUUCUGCUCUUGCUACGGGGCGCGGCCUGCCCGGCCUCUCGCGCCGCUGCCAUGCGCCCUGCGGCCUUCCCCGCUUCCUGUGGUGGUGGCCGCCGUGCUGUGGGGGGCGGCCCCGGCGCGGGGGCUCAUCCGAGCGACCUCGGACCACAACGCCAGCAUGGACUUCGCGGACCUUCCCGCUCUCUUCGGGGCCAGCCUGAGUCAGGAGGGCCUGCAGGGCUUCCUUGUGGAGGCUCAGCCGGCCAAUGCCUGCAGCCUCAUUGCCCCUCCGCCCCCAGCCCCGGUCAACGGGUCAGUCUUUAUCGCACUGCUUCGAAGAUUCGACUGCAACUUUGACCUCAAGGUCCUGAAUGCUCAGAAGGCGGGGUAUGGCGCAGCAGUGGUGCAUAACGUGGGCUCCAACGAGCUUCUGAACAUGGUGUGGAACAGCGAGGAAAUCCAGCAGCAGAUCUGGAUCCCGUCUGUGUUUAUUGGGGAGAGGAGCUCCGAGUACCUGCGUGCCCUCUUUGUCUACGAGAAGGGGGCUCGGGUGCUUCUGGUCCCAGACAACAGCUUCCCUCUGGGCUAUUACCUCAUCCCCUUCACAGGCAUCGUGGGCCUGCUGGUUCUGGCCAUGGGAGCGGUAAUGGUAGUCCGUUGUAUCCAGCACCGGAAGCGCCUCCAGCGGAAUCGACUGACAAAAGAGCAGCUCAGGCAGAUCCCUACCCAUGACUAUCGGAAGGGAGACCAGUAUGAUGUGUGUGCCAUCUGCCUGGAUGAGUAUGAGGACGGGGACAAGCUGAGAGUGCUCCCCUGUGCUCACGCCUACCACAGCCGCUGCGUGGACCCCUGGCUCACCCAGACCCGGAAGACCUGUCCCAUCUGCAAGCAGCCUGUGCACCGCGGUCCGGGGGACGAAGACGAGGACGAGACUCAGGGGCAAGAGGGUGAUGAGGAAGGGGAGCUGAGGGACCACCCUGCCUCAGAGCGGACCCCACUUCUGGGCCCCAGCCCCACGCCACCUGCCUCCUUUGGCUCCCUAGCUCCAGCCUCUCCUGUUCUGCCAGGAUCUUUGACAGAUCCCCCACCCGCACCCCCUUCCUCUUCAGCUGCCAUCCUGGUCUAAUAGUCCCCUGACACCCCCCCACACACCCCUCCCAUGACCUAUUUGCACAGCCCCUCAUCCUCGCUCAUUUUUCUGUGUUGAGGGAUGGGGGGCAUUUCCACCCCAGGUUUCUCCCUCCCUCAACCCCAUCCUUUUGAGGGGGUUGGGUCUGGAGAGGGACUGGGUCUUCACUUACUGAGUCAAUAAAGUUUUGGGUCAAUAAAGUUUUUGUGAACUAA